Bactrocera oleae (olive fruit fly) is the source of this 2935-nucleotide messenger RNA. RefSeq names its product spindle apparatus coiled-coil protein 1 spindly (gene Spindly). Lineage: Eukaryota; Metazoa; Arthropoda; Insecta; Diptera; Tephritidae. The record is from RefSeq and is a predicted model, not a curated record.
UAAAACCAAAUAAUAAAUAAAUAUAAAAACAUAGUCAACUUUUCUUCUGGAAAAACGUGUUUUCUUUUAUUAUCUAAAUUUUUACAAUGCCUCUCGUAUGUAUGUACAUACAUACUUACAUAUAUAUGUACUAACGGAAGGAACUAAUAAUUCAAAGGCUCUACGCUGCUAAGCAUCAUAUGCGCAACAUAUUUACAAUCUCGUGGAAAUUCGAUCAGGUAAAUUCCCUAACACGCGAAACCGUAGGGUACUCAGGUAAAUAUAUUUUGCUGGCAAGAUGUCAAUUGGUCUCUGGCAAAUAUUAAUAAAUACGCAGCCAAGAGGCACUAGUCCUUUUAGUCAUGAAUCUAUCAUCAAGUUGACAUCGUUACCGCAAAAAAUAAAGUUAUCUUUUGAGAUAUUAUAACUAUAUAUUGUUGUAAAGUAAGACGAAAAUGCAUAAAGAAAUUACGUUUCUAAUAUUAAUAGUAUAGUAUAUAAUAAAUAAAAGUAAUAUAUGACUGUAUCAAUUACAUUUUAAAUGAGGAAACUGUAUAUGCACAUAAAAUGACAUUCAUUCUCAGCGCCAUCUAGCGCAUAAAUCAGAACGUCAAACUCAAAUUGUAGCGUCAUUUACUCUAAUUAGGCAGCACUGUUGAAGUGACAUUUAAUUUAAAAGAAAAAAGUUCUUCAAUUUAAACGCUUGUUAUGGAAGACGAUUUUCAAAUCGAAUUCAUGUCGCUGCCACUUGAAGAUCUUCAGGAUCAUUAUGGAAAAUUGUUUGAGCGCUAUAGGCAUAUGCGCGAUGAUGCGGAGGCGGACACACAGCGUAUCCAUGAGUUGAAACGUAAUCUGGAGACCGCCUAUGCUGCAGAAAAUUAUCUCUCGCAGGAAAUCGAGGAGCUAAUGCGAACGCUUGCGUCGAUUGAAAAGGAAAACAAAGGCAAAACAAAAGUGCAAACAGAGUUGGAAGAUUUGCGUAGACAACAUCACAUUUUAUCUACAGACUACUCCACAUUGCAGCAGGACUACGCGGCGUUGAGUGCUGAAAAUGCCGAAAUGCGUAAACAGUUAGAAACGGUAAAAUCAGCAAAAAGGUUGAGUACGUCGUCAAUAGUAGAUGCUGGAACAGAAGAGCUUACCAAUCGUAUAGCAUCACUGGAAGGAGAAAAUUUUGCGUUGAUGCAAAAAUUGGAAGAGUUUCAAGAAAGUAUGGUGCGGCAAACAAUGGCAUUGGCGGAAAGAGAGAGUAAUAUUGAAGUUUUACGAGAUCAAGUAACAUGCCUGGAGGAAAAUUUGCGUUCAAAACGUGAAGAUCUAGAUGAAAAGAUAGUUUUGCUUGAAAGUACCCAAGAACAUUUAGCAGAAGCUAAUGCGAGAUUGGCGAUGUUAGAAACAAAGCCAGAGAGUGUUGAUCGCAAAGGCAAUUCGCUCUUCGCUGAAGUGGACGAUCAAAGGCAAGCAAUGAAAAAACUGCUAGCUGUCCAAAAGAAAAGCUACAUAGAUAUGAAAAAAAUAUGUCAUGACAGUCAGUCAGAAAUAAGGCGAUUGAAGCGCGAAAAUAUUGCAAUGCACACAGAGCUUAAGGAGUGUAGUUCAAUUUUUUGUGCAGCUGAUCGUACAUAUCAAGACAAACUAAAUGAACGCAUUCGCCAACUACUCGGUCAAGUGGAAGGCUUAGAGAAGCAAUUAAAUGUGUCUCAGAAUCGACUACGUGACCUGGCCAACGAUAAGGGUGUUACGUGGCUUGAUUCGAUGCUGAGUUUCUGCAAACAAGAAACUGAUGAACUCAAGAGACAACUUCAUAGUGUGCAAAUACAAAAAGCCAGUGUAGAAGAGCAGCUACGCAACGUUCAACAGGAGAUGACAAGAUGGCGCUUCGAAGCAUUAAAAACGCGUUGUGUACUGCUCGACAGAGAGGAUCUUUUGACUGAGCACGGAGUUAAGUUCAAAUCUAUUCGUGCAAUAGAGUUUAAUAUUGCCCAGAAAGAACAGGAGACUGCACGACCUCGUAUUGUGCACGCAUCACCUGCCAUGCUAAAGGAAAGGGAACCACAAAUACUUUGCACAUCAUUAGGAGGCUUUAAGAAUGGGAAUACAUCAGCAAUAUGCAAGACAAUCUCUGGAAAUAUAUCAGCGAAAGAAGAACCCGAUGAUCAAAGUGACGACAAGACACCAACAUCCUUAAAAUCAAAUGUCGAGUGUAAAGAAAACAUUGGUACACCACAAACACAGCAGGAAUCAACUACUUCAAUAAAGACAGAACUUAGUUCUGAUAAAUAUUUGCAAGAGAGCAAUAUUAACAGCAAUUCUUUAGCAAACGAAUUGCAGAUGGUACUACCAAAGCAAAAUAAAAGAAAACCCCCUGGAUUGGACGCUCAACCGGGCCCUUCUAUUCUAUCUCAAAAAAGAUAUGCAUUCCCCACUGAAGAUUAUUGCGAGAAGAAUGUGCAGUUUCGUGCAGAGGGUCCUACUGUACAUGACAUUAGUGCAAAUGUCAGUAUUGUUUCAGAAAACACUAAUGGCAGUAUUAGUAAAGAAGGGCAACAGAAAGCCUUUAUUAAGGAGGUGCGCAAGAAACCAAACAUUAUUGUUCGUCAUGUGUUUGUGCCGUCGAAACGUAAACAAACGUAAAAAAGUUGUGUACUUUUACAGCUACUUAUGUCAAGGAAAAUGACCUAGGUGCAUAAAGCAAUUGGCUUGAGAACGAAAGUAACCUGAAUUGUAGGACCUAACAACUUAUUUGCUCCUGCUGGUUUGGUAAUCGAAUCUGUAAAUAAGUAUUUUGCAGUGCGUGAACUUUCCCCCCCUUUACAUUUCUUGAUCAUUAUAGCGAUUCUCAAAACUUUGUGUAACUAGUUGAGAAAUUAUAUGCAUAUACAUAUUGUCAUUCCAGUAUUUUACUGUAAUUUGUAGCUUUUAUCUUUUUGAAAAUAAAAAAAAUUUAGAUAAUACA